UCUUUCGACAACACAGCAAAAGUAAUUUAGUAAAUUAAAAACUUUACAUAGGAAAUUAUAAUCGCUAAAGCCAAUUAAACAAAAUUUAUUUUACCUUUUAAGUUUAGAAACAAAGCAAUUUAUAGACUAUGCAAUGGACAAUGUUGAAAAAGUAGCAUUUGCUGCUAGCGGGAGUUCAGGCGACAGAUUUCAACAGAAUGAACUUCAAAAACCCCUACAAAGCUCUAAAAUGGACAAGGAGAAUCAAGAGAAAUUUGAUAAACCUGUUUCCUUUAAAAUAAUAGUGCUCGGAGAGUCAGGAGUAGGGAAGACCUGUUUAUCGUUCCGGUUCUGCGCCGGCCGAUUUCCGGUCUCCACAGAAGCGACGAUAGGUCUCGACUUCCGGGAGAAGGUUUUAGAAUUAGAAGGAUCUAGAAUUAAACUUCAAUUGUGGGACACAGCGGGACAGGAGAGAUUUAGAAAGUCGGUAACUCAUCACUACUAUCGUGGAGCUCAAGCCAUUGUCCUUGUUUACGACGUCACGAGCAAAGCGAGUUUAAUCAGCCUCGAGCACUGGUUGGUAGAGCUGGAGGACCACGGGAUAGGACCCGAGGUUCCCAGGGUCCUCGUCGGCAACAAGUGUGACGAGGCCGGGACCGAGGUCAGCACGACCGAUGCACAAAGAUGGGCGGAUGACCGCGGAAUGCCGCUGUUCGAGACAAGUGCCAAAGACGAUUCACAAAGUGAUCACAUUGAGUCAAUUUUCCUCACUUUGGCGCAUAAACUGAAAUCCGGGAAACACCUGAUCAGGCCUGUAGUGGAUCCCAACAAUCCGGAGAUUGAACCUGUCCGAUUGGUUUAUCGGAGUAAUCUCGUUCCAACUCAAGAGGAAACUGAACCUUCCUGCUGUUUCUAACCACCUCCACUGUUUCUAAUCCUUCCUGCUGUUUCUAAUCCUUCCUGCUGUUUCUAACCACCUCUACUGUUUAUAAUCCUUCCUGGUGUUUCUAAUCCUUCCUGCUGUUUCUAAUCCUUCCUGGUGUUUCUAAUACUUUCUGCUGUUUCUAAUCCUUCGUACUGUUUAUAAUAAUUCCUACUGUUUGGAAUCUUUCCUGCUGUUUCUAAUCCUUACUGCUGUUUUAAAUCCCUCCUGCUAUUUCUAAUCCUUCCUGCUGUUUAUAAUUCUUCUUAGUGUUUUUAUACCUUAUAAUGAAAAAAUAUUUUGGAUAAACUGGAGAAUAUAAUCUAAUAUAUUUUAUUGUUACAGAUAGUAAUUUUUAAUAUUCUUUUAUACAAAUCUGCAAAUAAUAGAACGCAACGUUUAUUUAAAAAUUGUUUACAUUGUAAAUCUUCUAUAUUUAUAUUAGAAAUUUAUGUGGUAAAAUAUUAAUUAUCAGAUUUAUAUAGAUUUCAAACAGAUUUACCCUUAAAAUGUACUUUUUCAACUUCGACCGCUUUCAUUUUUCUUAAAUGAGAUUACACAAUGAUGCAUAUCAGGUCCACUCCGAUGAUAAAAUCAGUAAUUUUGUUUUAAUUUUUCGAUUAA
Eurytemora carolleeae is the source of this 1525-nucleotide messenger RNA. RefSeq names its product ras-related protein Rab-33B. Bases 134 to 895 code for a protein of 253 amino acids. Gene Ontology annotation, cellular component: Golgi apparatus; endosome. The record is from RefSeq and is a predicted model, not a curated record. The transcript is spliced from 4 exons. Gene Ontology annotation, molecular function: GTPase activity; GTP binding. Lineage: Eukaryota; Metazoa; Arthropoda; Copepoda; Calanoida; Temoridae.